This is a messenger RNA of Ylistrum balloti, 3739 nucleotides long. RefSeq names its product tetratricopeptide repeat protein 8-like. NCBI's taxonomy places the organism in Eukaryota, Metazoa, Mollusca, Bivalvia, Pectinida, Pectinidae. Gene Ontology annotation, cellular component: non-motile cilium; BBSome; ciliary basal body. The transcript is spliced from 11 exons. Gene Ontology annotation, molecular function: protein binding. The record is from RefSeq and is a predicted model, not a curated record. Gene Ontology annotation, biological process: non-motile cilium assembly. Bases 8 to 1507 code for a protein of 499 amino acids.
GACAGAAAUGGAUCCUCUCUUUCUCGCGUACAGUUAUUUCAGAAGAAGAAAAUACCAAGAAUGUGUUGAAAUAUGUUCUCAACUUUUAGAAAAGAAUCCGUAUGACCAGGCUUCAUGGACACUAAAGACACGAGCACUGACUGCUCAAGUGUAUGUUGAUGAGGUUGAUGUGGAUGAAGAAGGAAUUGCAGAAAUGUUGCUGGAUGAUAACACCAUUGCACAAGUGUCACGUCCAGGAACCUCGUUAAAGGUUCCAGGAACGGGAGUGGGCGCACCCAGUCCUGGUGUCAGACCUACGUCACAGUCUGGGCGCCCAGUAUCAGGGUUUGUUCGCCCAGGUACACAAGGUGGGCGACCUGGUACCAUGGAGCAAGCUAUCAGGACCCCUCGUACAGCACACACAGCACGCCCAGUCACAAGUGCUUCAGGUCGAUAUGUUAGACUGGGAACUGCUUCCAUGUUGUCAACCCCAGAUGGACCUUUUAUAAACUUGGCACGCCUCAACUUUGCAAAGUAUGCAGCACGCCCAAACCUAGCAAAGGCACUGUUUGAAUACAUAUUCCACCAUGAAAAUGAUGUCAGGAAUGCAUUAGAGUUAGCAGCACUUGCCACAGAAGCCUGUCAGUACAAGGACUGGUGGUGGAAAGUUCAGCUAGCUAAAUGUUACUACAGGUUGGGUAUGUACAGAGAUGCUGAGAAGCAGCUGAAGUCAGCACAGAAGCAGCAGGAUAUCAUAGACAUCUUUUUGUACCUCUGUAAGGUUUAUGUGAGACUUGACCAGCCUCUUACAGCCAUUGACAUCUUCAAACAAGGACUGGAAAAGUUCCAGGGGGAAACAACUCUUCUGUCAGGAAUAGCUAGAAUCUAUGAGGGUAUGAACGACAUGGACAAUGCAGUGAAGUUCUAUAAGGAUGUGUUGAAUUAUGACAGUAUGCAUGUAGAGGCUAUUGCCUGUAUAGCUACACAUCACUUCUACACAGAUCAACCAGAAGUUGCACUCAAAUUCUACAGACGAUUGUUACAGAUGGGUGUCUAUAACGGGGAACUAUUUAACAACUUGGGUCUGUGCUGUUUCUAUGCCCAGCAGUAUGAUAUGACCCUGACCUGUUUUGAGCGUGCAUUAUCCCUGGCAGAGGAGCAAACUAUAUCAGAAGUGUGGUUCAACAUUGGCCACGUGGCACUGGGUAUAGGAGAUAUGACCUUGGCCUACCAGUGUUUUAGAUUAACUUUAGCUAAUAACAACGACCAUGCAGAAGCCUAUAAUAACCUUGGAGUACUUGAACUUCGUAAAGGACACCUUGACCUGGCAAGGGCAUUUUUCCAAGCAGCAUAUAUCCUGACUCCACAUAUGUAUGAGGCACAUUAUAACUGGGCAGCACUUGCUGAUCAGAUGGGAGAUUUACAAAGCAGCUACAAUGCAGCCAAGCGAGCUGUGGAUGCCUUCCCUGAUCAUGUUGACUCCAAAGAACUCCUAAAGCAGCUCAAACAUCAUUUCUCACUUCUAUAGAACAUUAAUAGACUUUAAUUUUCAAGGUUUUUUUUAUGAACUGAAAGUGAUAGAGCAACAAAAAUAUGAUGUUUGACACGUGUCAUGCUGAAUGUCUGUGAUAUUUGUUGUUAAUUUGAUGAAUUAUGGGCUUUCCCAUAUACACCUUUGUCAUUUAUGACUAAUGUUAGAUGUGAACUACCUAUAUUCAUCCUGUAAUAAGCCCAUGGCUGAUAAUAAGCCCACCCACAUCUAUUCUUAAAUAUCAUAUUCAACAUAUGCUAUUUCAAUGUCCUGUAACAAGCCCUCUCAUGUCUAUUAUUGUAAAAUAUCAUAUUCAACAAAUGAUUUUUCACUGUCCUGUAAUAAGCCCACAUUUUGACUGUGAGUCCAAGGUUUAGUAUUAGAUAUCAGGGUUUAAUUGUCCUGUAACAAGCCCACAUCCUGACUUAGAGUCAGAGAUUUCUUGCAACCUUCCCAGGUCUGGUUUUCCUGUAAUAAUCUCAUACCCUGCCUUUAGACAUGACUACCAGGCAUAGGUUUGAUACAUGUCACCGCUGACUGUAGACUUGACUGCCAGUUGAGAGAAUAUUAAAUAUUAUUCUUUUUCUCAAAGAAAGAUCAACAUCUUGUUUUAGUACACUUUUUAUCAUGUAUUACAUCAUGAUGCAUCACUUAGAUACAGUAAUCUCCCGUGAAGUGAAACCUAUCCAUAUCUAUUUACAGGUGAAUAAUUUAAGUGUAGUAUUUCUUUAAAAUUUGUUGUUGAUAUUGUACUUUUUGUAAUAAUGCUUCUCAAGUAUUCCUUGAUUUCCUUUGUCCCCAAGUCUACUGUAGUAGAAGAACAAUCUAUUGCAGGUGUUUACAUGGAGAUUGGGAUGAUAGGCAGUAUAACAUUAUUUCUUGAAUGGAGUCCUACCUGAAAAUUACCCAAAUCUGUAUUGCAUGCUUUGGUGAGAGGCAUUGUAAUUUAUGAAUAGCAAGAUACAUAUCAAAAUACCUGUGGAGACAAUGGUUCUACUCUGAUAAGCACACGAGUAAAUAUGUAAUGCUGGAGGUAUUUAACUAACUUAUGUGGUUAAAUGGGCUGUGUGCUACCUUCACACUGGGAUGAGCAUAUAUAGUUGGUGGCUGUCCUCACCAUCGUACUUCGUUUCCAUUGAUUCCUUCUUUCCCUUACCGUCACCUGAUAAUGUGUCAUUUCGACCAGUACAAUAAAAUGAAACCUGGUUUUGAAAAAAUAUUUCAAAAAUGCAUUUCAAAAAGAAUUAGUUGAAUGGAAAAACUAUUCAGUCAGUUUGACUUUCUCUUUUCAAUGCAGUCACUGAAACGGAAAAUCUUGUCGCUUUAUUUGUGACCUAAAGCAAAAUAUUUGGAUUACUUAUUUUUUUCUCUGCUGGUUUUCACUUUAGGUGGGAAGAAAAUCCAUGCCAAUGAUUCUGUUUGCUCACCUGGCUUUUCAGGUAGUAAACCUAUCAUAUAAGAUACAUCUUGUUGUAUCAUUUACAUGAUAUUAAAGAGUUCCAUUCUAAUUGAAUGGGUACAGCUGUUUCUAUAUGGAAAGUGUGAAAUGAUUUGAAAUAUGAAUACAAUACAUAUUUGUAAUGGAAGAUUUCAUCAAAUUUUAUGACCAGUAAAAGAGUUUGUGUUCUGUGAGGAACCAGAUUUAUUUCACUAUUGCAUGCAUGCCAUUAAACCAGGUGGCUAGACGUGUUAUAUACACUUGAUCAUUGGGUACAUAUGGAGAAAAGUUUGUCAUCAGGUGUGUUAGAAUUAAAGAGACAUCUAUACAGAAGAUACUACAUACCAAACCUUGGUUUAUUUAUCAUCAGAUCAUGUUACAUAGGUAACCAAUACUUACAAACCCUAGACAAAUUUCAAACUUGUGUAAAAUAUCUUUUCCUAUGUCAGUAUGCAGAGAUGAGAAUGAAGAAGUCCAUCAUACAGCUGUACACUGAAGGUUUUAUUACAUCAAUUGGCUUAUAUUACCAUUAAAUCUUCAGUGUACCUUUAGCUGUUGAUUCACAACUCACUGACUGCUGGUUACGAACCAAUAAUCCGUCCAGAAAAUAUAAUUUAUGACAUUCUUCUCUAAAAUGUGUAACACUUGUUACAAUAUAUUGUUGAUAUACAUGUUGAAUGAAACAAAACAAUUAUUUAUUGUAAGUGAAUGUUAGUGAUUGUUAUGAUUGAUGAUGAUAAUGAUAAAUGUCUCGUACAUUGUGUCAAGAUAUGCAAAUAAAAUUAUUAAGG